Messenger RNA from Alosa sapidissima (American shad), 1219 nucleotides. RefSeq names its product protein C-ets-2-like. The transcript is spliced from 4 exons. Gene Ontology annotation, molecular function: sequence-specific DNA binding; DNA-binding transcription factor activity, RNA polymerase II-specific. Lineage: Eukaryota; Metazoa; Chordata; Actinopteri; Clupeiformes; Clupeidae. Gene Ontology annotation, biological process: regulation of transcription by RNA polymerase II; cell differentiation. The record is from RefSeq and is a predicted model, not a curated record. Bases 214 to 753 code for a protein of 179 amino acids. Gene Ontology annotation, cellular component: nucleus.
GCAUCGGAGACUGUGCAUCUGCUCUCUCUGGACACCGUGAGCUCUAGACACCAUGACUUCACUCAUCCUAGGGAAGAGACACACUUAAGAAAAGCUCAAGAGGUGCCAUCGUCUGUACUGGACUACCAUAGCAUCAAUGAACCAGGAACAGGUCCGUGUGCUGUGGAGGUAGAGGCGCCGCUGUGCUACACCGAGGCUGACACAGACACACCCAUGCUAUGGGCAGGGGUCCACGAGGAGCUGGACUAUGGCAGGAAGGAGGGUCACCUGCCGGACACAGCCUUCACCUUGCCACACUCCCACAUGAGCUUCAGGGAGUUUGUGGGGGACAAGGCAGACCUGGGCAAAGCUGUGGUCCCAGCCGCCGUCUUGGCAGGUUAUACUGGCAGUGGCCCUAUUCAGCUGUGGCAGUUCCUAUUGGAGCUUCUGACUGAUCGGAGCUGUCAAUCAUUCAUCAGCUGGACAGGAGAUGGAUGGGAAUUCAAACUGACUGACCCUGAUGAGGUGGCUCAGAUGUGGGGACGCCGUAAGAACAACUCGAAGAUGAAUUACGAGAAGCUGAGCCGAGGCCUGCGAUACUACUAUGACAAAAACAUCAUCCACAAGACGGCCGGCAAGCGCUACGUCUACCGCUUUGUUUGCAACCUGCAAGGCCUGCUGGGAUAUUCACCAGAGGAGCUCCAUGCCAUGCUAGACAUCCGACAAAGCGAAGUGUCUGAAGGGUUCUCAGAUGGAUCAAACGGGUCCCUGUGAAGCUGGAGAAUGCUGAAAUGACAUUGUUCAAACGUCGGAUCCCUGUUAAAAUAGAAUGGAUUCAACAACAACCAGCUCUACAGAAUAAAGGGGCACCUGGAAAUUAAUAUUAUAUCUCAAUUAUUUAUUAUGUCCAAGUUUGCUCUUACAAUGCACAAUUACACUUGACAAUGGGACAGUGUCAAGAAACCACCUCAAGUAUUGUAUUUUGUUUUUUUUUGUUCAUGUAGCCAUCUGAUGCAGAGGCAAACUGGACACUGAGAAUCUGUGCAAAAACAAGUUUUAAUCCGUAAGCAAAGACUAUAUUUUCAUUUGCAGUUCUUUUUAAAUGUGCAAUAUAUAGUUUUUCAAGAUCAUCAAUAACAAUGUCACUCUAAAGGAACAAUUAACUGUGAAUUGUCAUGCUUGUAUGUACAUAUUGACAAUAAAUCAUCACAUGCAGGGUGACUCUACUAAAGGUCAUAAU